AUGAUGAUGGGUUUGGACCAUGUGAACAUUGAUCUGUUGAGAAGGAGAGUGGACCAGCAGAUCUCAGAGUCCCCCAGUGGUCCGUCUGUCCAGCAGAUAGACUCCAUCUUUCAGCUGCUGAAGGACGACAUCGUCAUGUUUGUGAAUUACGAAUUGAAGAAGAUCCAGAAUUUUCUGAGUCCAGAUUACCCAGAAUCCUCAGAGAGUCUGGAGGAGGAUGAAGAUGAAGAGCAGAAGAGCAUCAGAGAAACAUUCAUGAAGAUCACAGUGAAGUUCUUGAGGAGGAUGAAGCAGGAGAAGCUGGCUGACCUCCUGCAGAAGACCGCCGCUGGCAUUUGUCCAUCCAAACUCAAAGGUCAGCUGCAGAAGAAGUACCAGCAUGUGUCUGAGGGGAUCACUAAAGCAGGAGAGACAACCCUUCUGGAGCAGAUCUACACUGAGGUCUACAUCACAGAGGGAGGGACCGCAGAGGUCAAUGAAGAACAUGAAGUCAGACAGAUUGAAGCAGCUUCCAGGAAACCAGGCAGAGCAGAUACAGCCAUCAGACAGGAAGACAUCUUUAAACCCCCACCUGGAAGAGAAGGACCAAUCAGAACGGUGAUGACGAAGGGAGUGGCCGGCAUCGGGAAAACAUUCCUAACACAGAAGUUCAGUCUGGACUGGGCUGAAGGCAGAACCAACCAGGACAUCCAGUUCUUGCUUCCAUUCACCUUCAGAGAGCUGAAUGUGCUGAGAGAGGAGAAGUUCAGCUUAGUGAAACUAGUUAAUCGAUUCUUCACUGAAACCAAAGGAAUCUACAGCUUUGAAGAGUGCCAGGUCACGUUCAUCUUUGACGGUCUGGAUGAGAGUCGACUUCCUCUGGACUUCUACAACAAUGAGGUCCUGACUGAUGUUACAGAGUCCACCUCAGUGGAUGUGCUGCUGACAAACCUCAUCAGGGGGAAGCUGCUUCCUUCUGCUCGCCUAUGGAUCACCACUCGACCCGCAGCAGCCAAUCAGAUCCCUCCUGAGUGUGUUUCCAUGGUGACAGAGGUCAGAGGGUUCACUGACCCACAGAAGGAAGAAUACUUCAGGAAGAAGAUCAGAAACAAGAAGCAGACAAGCAGGAUCAUCUCCCACAUCAAGACAUCACGGAGCCUCCACAUCAUGUGCCACAUCCCUGUCUUCUGCUGGAUCACUGCUACGGUCCUGGAGAAUGUCCUGGAGGACGUCCUGGAGACCAGAGAGGGAAGGGGGCUGCCCAAGACCCUGACUGAGAUGUACAUCCACUUCCUGGUGGUCCAGGUCAAACUGAAGAAGACCAAGUAUGAAGGAGGAGCUGAGACAGAUCAACACUGGAGUCCAGAGAGCAGGAAGAUGGUGGAGUCUCUGGGAAAACUGGCUUUUGAGCAGCUGCAGAAAGGAAACCUGAUCUUCUACGAAUCAGACCUGAGAGAGUGUGGCAUCAAUAUCAGAGAGGCUUCACUGUACUCAGGAGUGUUCACCCAGAUCUUUAGAGAGGAGAGCAACCUAUACCAGGACCGGGUUUUCUGCUUCAUCCAUCUGAGUGUCCAGGAGUUUCUGGCUGCUCUUCAUGUCCAUCAGACCUUCACCAGCUCUGGAGUCAACCUGCUGGGGGAACAGAGAAACACCUUCUGGUUGUUUAAAACCAGAGCAGAGACUGGCCUCCAUCAGACAGCUGUGGACAAGGCCUUACAGAUUCCCAACGGACAUCUGGACUUGUUCCUGCGCUUCCUCCUGGGUAUUUCAGUUGAGACCAAUCAGACUCUCCUACGAGGUCUGAUGACAUCAGACCAUGAAAGUUCACAGAACAAUCAGGAAACUAUCAAAUACAUCAAGAAGAAGAUCAGUAAGGAUCUGUCUGCAGAGAAAAGCAUCAACCUGUUCUACUGUCUGAAUGAACUGAAUGAUCGGUCUCUGGUGGAGGAGAUCCAAGAGUCCCUGAGGUCUGGACGUCUCUCCACAGAUAAAAUGUCUUCUGCUCAGUGGUCGGCUCUGGUCUUCAUCUUACUGUCAUCAGGAGAUCUGGAGGUGUUUGACCUGAAGAAGUUCUCAGUUUCAGAGUGGGCUUUAUGGAGGCUGCUGCCGGUGGUCCAAGCCUCCAAGAAAGUUGUACUGAGUGGCUGUCACUUCCCAGGGCAUAUCUGUACAGUUCUGUCCUCAGUUCUCAGCUCUCAGUCCUCCAGUGUAACAGAACUGGACCUGAGCAACAACGACCUGCAGGAUUCUGGAGUGGAGCAGCUGUGUCCUGGACUGAAGAGUCCACACUGUAAACUGGAGUCUCUCAGACUGAGUGACUGUCAGCUCUCAUGGAACAUCUGUCCAGUUCUGUCCUCAGUUCUCAGCUCUCAGUCCUCCAGUCUGACAGAACUGGACCUGAGCAACAACCACCUGUGGGAUUCUGGACUGAAGAAUCUGUGUCCUGGACUCGAGAGUCCACACUGUAAACUGGAGUCUCUCAGGCUGUCAGGCUGUCUGAUCUCAGAGGAAGGAAGUUCUUCUCUGGUCUCAGCUCUGACCUCCAACCCCUCCCACCUGAGAGAACUGGACCUGAGCUACAACCAUCCAGGGGAGUCAGCAGGGAAGCUUCAGUCUAGAGUGAAGGAUCCCCGCUGGAGGCUGGACACUCUCAGACUGAGUGACUGUAACCUCUCAGGGAACAUCUGUGCACUUCUGUCCUCAGUCCUCAGCUCUCAGUCCUCCAGUCUGACAGAACUGGACCUGAGCAACAACGACCUGCAGGAUUCUGGACUGAAGAAGCUGUGUCCUGGACUGGAGAGUCCACACUGUAAACUGGAGUUUCUCAGACUGAGUGGCUGUAACCUCUCAGAGGACAUCUGUCCAGUUCUGUCCUCAGUUCUCAGCUCUCAGUCUUCCAGUCUGACAGAACUGGACCUGAGCAACAACGACCUGCAGGAUUCUGGACUGGAGCAGCUGUGUCCUGGACUGGAGCAGCUGUGUCCUGGACUGGAGAGUCCACACUGUAAACUGGAGUCUCUCAGGCUGUCAGGCUGUUUGAUCUCAGAGGAAGGAAGUGCUUCUCUGGUCUCAGCUCUGACCUCCAACCCCUCCCACCUGAGAGAGCUGGACCUGAGCUACAACCAUCCAGGGGAGUCAGCAGGGAAGCUUCUGUCUGGACUGAAGGAUCGCCGCUGGAGACUGGACACUCUCAGGGUGGAGCCGUCUGGACAACGAUUUCUGACACCAGGUCUGAGGAAGUAUUCCUGUCAACUCACCAUUGACACAAACACAGUAAACAACUUCAUCAAACUGUCUAACAACAACAGGAAGAUGAUGUUGGUGGACGAGGAUCAGUCAUAUCCUGAUCAUCCAGACAGGUUUGAUUACUAUCGUCAGCUGCUGUGUAGAGAAGUUCUGACGGGUCGCUGUUACUGGGAGGUUGAGUGGAGAGGAGAGGUUUCUUUAUCAGUGAGUUACAGAAGAAUCAGCAGGAAAGGAACCUCUGGUGACUGUAGGUUUGGAUGGAACGAUCAUUCCUGGAGUCUGUACUGUUAUCCAGGUGGUCGGUACCGUGUCCUUCACAAUGAGAGAGACACAUCCAUCACCUCCUCAUCUCCAGAUUCAGACUCUAGAAGUGCAGGAGUGUACGUGGACGUUCCUGCUGGAACUCUGUCCUUCUAUGAAGUUGUCUCUGACAGACUGAUCCACCUCCACACCGUCAACACCACCUUCACUGGACCUCUCUAUGCUGGAUUUAGACUCAGGUCCAGGUCUCAGUCCCGAUCUGAGUCCAUGAUAAAAUACACGUUAAGGACCUUGUUAGUGUCUGAAUACUCGGUGUCUCUGUGUCCAGUUUAGUCUCCAGAGUCUCCUGUCAGAGAAACAGUCUCUGUUGGAUCCUGGACUUGGACUCUGGUUCUGGUUCCUCAGUGUCUCCAUGAUGAUGAUGAUGAUGAAGAAGAAGGAGAUGAUCACUGUUUAUCUUUAGCUUUUUGGUUUAUUGUAUUUUAUUUGAUAUUUUUUUUCACAUUUAAACAUUAAAUAUUUUGCUGGAU
Messenger RNA from Cololabis saira (Pacific saury), 4016 nucleotides. RefSeq names its product NACHT, LRR and PYD domains-containing protein 12-like. Lineage: Eukaryota; Metazoa; Chordata; Actinopteri; Beloniformes; Belonidae. The transcript is spliced from 12 exons. Gene Ontology annotation, molecular function: protein binding. The coding region runs from base 1 to 3819 and encodes 1272 amino acids. The record is from RefSeq and is a predicted model, not a curated record.